AUGUCGAACGUUUUCUUCCCCUACUCUCAGGCGCCUUUGCGCACCAUCAAGGAAAUCCAGUUUGGUGUUUUCUCGCCUGAUGAGAUCAAACGGAUGAGUGUGGUUCACGUGGAAUAUCCUGAAACUAUGGACGAGCAGCGACAACGCCCCCGAACCAAGGGUGUAAACGACCCACGACUCGGAACUGUCGAUCGACAAUACAACUGCGAGACUUGUGAAGAGGGACCUAAGGAGUGCCCAGGACACUUUGGUCACAUCGAACUCGCAUCUCCCGUCUUUCACAUCGGAUUUUUGGUCAAAAUCAAGAAGCUUUUGGAAACCGUCUGCCACAAUUGUGGAAAGAUCAAGGCCAACACGGGCGAUGCCAAGUUUGCGGAUGCUUUGCGUAUCCGAGACCCGAAAAAACGAUUUGACUCCAUUUGGCGACAAUCGAAGGAUGUGACUGUUUGCGAGGCCGAUCCGUCUGACGAGGAUGAUAAUAUGGAGAAAGAGAAAGGUAAAGCUUCAAAGGCUUUGCACGGUGGAUGCGGUAAUGCACAGCCCACUGUUCGCAAAGAUGGAAUUAGCCUAGUAGGCACGUGGAAGGCCCCCAAGAGCGAGGAUGGUACAGCCCAGCCUGAGAAGAAGGUCAUCACACCUACAAUGGCUUUGAAUAUCUUCAAGAACAUUUCCCAUGAAGACGUACGCAUCAUGGGUCUUAGCAACGACUAUGCCCGUCCCGAAUGGAUGAUUCUUACGGUUCUUCCCGUCCCUCCCCCCACAGUUCGCCCCAGUGUUGUGAUGGGAGCUGCAGCCAAUGCCCGUGGUGAGGACGAUUUGACCUACAAGUUGGCAGAAAUUGUUCGCGCAAACCAGAACGUUCAGCGCUGCGAACAAGAAGGCGCCCCCGAUCACGUCAUCCGCGAGUUCGAAUCCUUGUUGCAAUACCAUAUCGCCACUUACAUGGAUAACGACAUUGCCGGCCAGCCCAAGGCGAUGCAGAAAGGUAACCGACCCGUGAAAGCCCUGCGCAGUCGUCUUAAGGGAAAGGAGGGUCGUUUGCGACAAAACUUGAUGGGAAAGCGUGUCGACUUCUCUGCACGUACCGUCAUCACUGGUGACCCCAACCUGUCUCUGGACGAAGUUGGUGUACCUACCUCGACCGCCCGGAUAUUGACCUACCCGGAAGUUGUGACUCCGUACAACAUCGAAAAGCUCCAGGCAUUAGUUUCAAGAGGUCCAAACAUACACCCCGGUGCGCGAUACAUUGUUCGUGAUAACGGCGAGCGAAUUGAUCUUCGUCAUGCGAAGCGCGCUGGUGCUCAGCAGUUGCUUUAUGGCUGGAAGGUCGAGCGCCAUCUUGAUAACGGUGAUAUUAUUCUGUUUAAUCGUCAACCUUCUCUACACAAGGAGUCCAUGAUGGCUCAUCGUGUCCGGGUUAUGCCUUACUCAACUUUCAGACUUAACCUCUCGGUCACGUCUCCUUACAACGCCGAUUUCGAUGGUGACGAAAUGAACUUGCACGUUCCCCAGAGCGAGGAAGCGCGUGCGGAGCUUCUGGAGCUUGCUCUAGUCCCGACCAAUAUUGUUUCUCCUCAACGUAACGGCCCAAUCAUGGGUAUUGUGCAGGAUACUCUGUGCGGUGUCUAUAAGCUUUGCCGUCGUGAUGUGUUCCUUACCAAGGAACAGGUCAUGAACAUCAUGCUCUGGGUACCCAACUGGGAUGGUGUGAUUCCCGAUCCCGCCAUUCUGAAGCCUCGUCCUCGCUGGACUGGAAAACAGAUGAUCAGUAUGGCUUUCCCCACCGGUCUCAAUCUUCUGCGCGUCGACAAGGAUAACUCGCCUCUUUCUGAGAAAUUCAGUCCUGUCAAUGAUACUGGCCUGUUGAUUCACGGUGGUCAGCUUUUGUACGGCUUGCUUUCCAAGAAGAUCGUUGGCGCUACAGGUGGAGGUGUCAUUCACACAAUUUUCAACGAGUGGGGACCUGAAGCUGCAGUCCUUUUCUUUAACUCUUGCCAAACUAUUGUUAACUACUGGCUUCUACACAAUGGUUUCAGCAUCGGUAUUGGUGAUACAAUUCCGGAUUCUGAUACCAUUCAGAAGAUUGUGGAUGCUGUUCGUGAACGCAAGAAUGAAGUCGAGGAAAUCACUGCGAGCGCCACAGCAAACACCCUCGAGGCCUUGCCCGGUAUGAAUGUUCGUGAAACCUUCGAAAGCAAGGUGUCUCGUGCCCUCAACAACGCGCGUGAUGAGGCUGGUGAUGUUACAGAGAAGAGUCUCAAGGAUUUGAACAACGCAAUUCAAAUGGCUCGUUCAGGUUCAAAGGGUUCAUCCAUCAAUAUCUCUCAAAUGACGGCCGUUGUGGGACAGCAAUCCGUGGAAGGAAAGCGCAUUCCUUUCGGCUUCAAGUACCGCACCCUACCUCAUUUCACCAAAGAUGAUUAUUCUCCCGAGUCUCGUGGUUUUGUAGAAAACUCCUACCUGCGUGGCUUGACCCCCACCGAAUUCUUCUUCCACGCUAUGGCUGGUCGUGAAGGUUUGAUUGAUACUGCAGUCAAAACCGCAGAGACUGGUUACAUUCAGCGUAAGCUGGUCAAGGCUCUAGAGGAAGUGAUGGUCAAGUACGAUGGCACUGUUCGUAACUCGCUGGGUGAUGUUAUCCAAUUCAUUUACGGAGAAGAUGGACUUGAUGGCCAGCACAUCGAGAACCAGCGUGUUGACAUCAUCCGUUGUUCCGAUGCUAAGAUGCGGGAGCGCUUCCGUGUCGAUGUCAUGGAUGCUGAGCAAAGCCUCGGCCCCGAAGUAUUGGAGCAAGCUAACGAGAUUUCUGGUGAUAUCGAGGUUCAGAGAUAUUUCGAUGAAGAAUGGGAAGCAAUUCUCAAGGAUCGUGAAUUCCUCCGGACUGUUGCCAAGGAAGAUGAAGAGAUGAUGCAGCUUCCCAUCAAUGUGCAGCGUAUUCUGGAAAUGGCCCGCACUACAUUCCGCAUUCGUGAAGGCUCCAUCAGUGAUUUGCACCCUGCCGAGGUAAUUCCUCAGGUCCAGGCUCUUCUUGAGCGACUUGUCAUUGUCCGCGGUAGCGAUCCGAUCUCACAAGAGGCACAGGAGAAUGCAACAUUGCUGUUCAAGGCCCAGUUGCGUAGUCGUCUUGCCUUCCGUCGCCUUGUCACCGAGUAUUCGCUCAACAAACUUGCUUUCCAGCAUGUUAUCGGUGCCAUUGAAAGUCGUUUCGCUCGCGCUGCGGCCCAUCCUGGUGAAAUGGUUGGUGUUCUUGCAGCCCAAUCCAUUGGUGAGCCUGCUACUCAAAUGACUCUGAACACUUUCCACUUUGCUGGUGUUUCUUCAAAGAACGUUACCCUUGGUGUGCCUCGUCUUAAGGAAAUUCUGAACGUUGCCACGAACAUCAAGACGCCUUCCAUGACUGUUUACCAGGAACUGGACAAUACAUACAAUAAAGAGGGUGCCAAGCAGCUGCGCAGUGUCGUUGAGCAUACCAGCUUGCGAUCCGUCACGGAGGCUACUGAGAUCUAUUACGAUCCAGAGAUUCAAUCUACUGUCAUUGAAAAUGAUCGUGACAUGGUUGAGUCUUACUACAUUAUUCCUGAGGAUGUUGGUGGGGAGCCCUCUCAUCAGUCCAAGUGGCUGCUUCGUAUCAUCCUUAGUCGACCCAAGCUUCUUGACAAGAGCCUUACGGUGCAGGAAGUUGCCGCGAAGAUUAAGGAAGCCUACCCUCGCGAUAUCGCUGUCAUCUUCAGCGAUAACAACGCCGAUGAACAGGUCAUCCGUAUUCGUCAAAUCCAGGACGCCAAAGACGAGGAAGAAGACGAAGAUGUCGAGUACGACGUUACUCUGAAGAAACUCGAGCAGCAUCUUUUGGACACUCUGACUCUUCGUGGUGUUCCCGGUGUGGAGCGUGCUUUCAUUAAUGAGAAGAGCAAGGUUCGUGUUCUUGAAGAUGGCGCCCUCUUCACUAGCAAGUCGGAUCCUCUUUGCAAGGAGUGGGUUCUUGAGACCAGCGGCUCUUCCCUGGCGCCAGUGCUUACGCUCCCUGGUGUGGAUGCUACCCGCACAUACUCCAACCAGUUUAUCGAAAUUUUCCAAGUCUUCGGUAUCGAAGCUGCUCGUACGGCUGUGCUGCGGGAGCUGACACAGGUGCUGGCUUUCGACGGAUCCUACGUCAAUCAUCGUCACUUGGCUCUUUUGGUAGAUGUUAUGACCGUGCGUGGCUAUCUGACCCCUGUUACUCGUCACGGUAUCAACCGUGCCGACAAUGGUGCUCUCAUGCGUUGUUCGUUCGAGGAGACUGUCGAAAUUUUGCUGGACGCGGCUGCUUUCGGAGAGCUUGAUGACUGUCGUGGUGUGUCGGAGAACCUGAUUUUGGGACAGAUGGCCCCUGCUGGAACAGGAGAGUUUGACGUUCUCUUGGAUCAGGACUUGCUCAACACUGUUGUGUCUAAUAAUGCUCGUUUCGGGCUUGCCGUCGGUGCUAAGGAUGCGAUCAUUUCUGAUGGUGCUUCUACUCAGUAUGACACCGGCUCGCCAAUGGCCAGUUCCCCUUACAUGGCGGAUGGCGAUCCAGAUGCCAAGUUUUCGCCUAUUCACUUGACUGGCGCUGAAUCUCCUGGUGGUCUUACCAACUAUCGGGCCCAGGACUACGGCGGUGCGUUUAGCCCUGGUACUCGUAGCCCGUCUCCGUACAACCCAGCCAGUCCCUUCAGCACCAGCCCGUCUUCGCCUAGCUACUCGCAGUCCAGCUAUUCUCCCACCUCUCCUUUCAUGGGUAGUACUUCCCCUGGUUUCUCGCCUACAAGUCCCUCGUUUAUGCCUACUUCGCCCGGCUACUCACCGACCUCUCCUGCGUAUGCUACAUCCCCUGCUUACGGCCAAGCUUCCCCGACGUCGCCUUCUUAUUCGCCUACUUCGCCUGGGUUCUCACCAACCUCUCCGAAUUACAGCCCGACGUCGCCAAGCUUCAGCCCGGCUUCGCCUGCUUUUAGUCCGACAUCUCCUAGCUACAGCCCCACGAGCCCUGCUCUUGGUGGCGGUCGUCACCUGUCCCCGACAUCUCCCACAUCCCCCAAGUACACCCCAACCUCUCCUGGUUGGUCACCCACGAGCCCUCAGACGUACUCCCCUACGUCUCCCAACUUCCUUGGCUCUCCUACUUCGCCAACCUCUCCGGGCUACAGUCCUACUUCGCCUGCUUACAGUCCCACGAAGUCUCGUGAGGUAUCAAAAUUUGAGAUCAGUCCAGAUUAA
Messenger RNA from Penicillium taxi, 5235 nucleotides. RefSeq names its product DNA-directed RNA polymerase II subunit RPB1. The transcript is spliced from 5 exons. Bases 1 to 5235 code for a protein of 1744 amino acids. Gene Ontology annotation, molecular function: DNA binding. Lineage: Eukaryota; Fungi; Ascomycota; Eurotiomycetes; Eurotiales; Aspergillaceae. Gene Ontology annotation, cellular component: RNA polymerase II, core complex. The record is from RefSeq and is a predicted model, not a curated record. Gene Ontology annotation, biological process: transcription by RNA polymerase II.